This is a messenger RNA of Paramecium tetraurelia, 1179 nucleotides long. RefSeq lists its product as uncharacterized. Gene Ontology annotation, cellular component: endosome. Gene Ontology annotation, molecular function: phosphatidylinositol binding. NCBI's taxonomy places the organism in Eukaryota, Ciliophora, Oligohymenophorea, Peniculida, Parameciidae. The transcript has 7 exons. The record is from RefSeq and is a predicted model, not a curated record.
AUGAAUUAAUCAGAUGAGGCUGAGAUAACUCUUUUAGUGUGCGAUCCAAAAAUAAUUCCAGGAAUAAAUAAAUACAUUGUUUACACUAUAAAGGGAAUGGAUAAAAAUGGAUAAUUUGACAUUUAGAGAAGAUUUAGCGAUUUUAAGACUAUUAGAUAAUUUCUUUUGACUAAAUGGCCAGGGUGCUAUAUACCACCUGUUCCACCAAAAAAAGCGUUUGGUAAUAUGGAAUAGUAAUUUAUUGAUGAGAGAAGGGCAAUGUUAGAAGAUUUUUUAAAGAGAAUAGCAGCUCUUAAAUUUUUAUGGUAUUCAGAAGAGUUUUAAAUUUUCUUGAAAACUCCUGGCGAGAUUGAAAAAGCUUUGUUAUCUAUUCCUAAAAUAACAAAUGAUGAGAUUAUCAAUAAAUAUCAAGAUACGUUUUAAGACUUAUCAGGAAGGGAAAUUAAUAGAGAGAUUAUUUAGAAAAUUAAUGAUUUUAAAGCAUUUAUUAAAAAAGUCUAGCCAAUGGUCUAAAAUUUUAAGUAAAUUGCAAAAAAUAUCGCAGAAGCCAAAUAAUCUCAUUAAAUCAUUUUAAUUGACUUCAUAAUAAGAGUUAUUCCAUAAUAUGAAAAUACUCUGUUAUUAGAAUACGUAGAAUAACAAGAAAAACUUCCUUUUACUAAUAUAUUAUAAAUUGAAGAAGUUAAAGGGUUGAUCGAUUAAUAUUGUGAAUUAUUAAAGGAUCCUAAAUUAUAUCAACUAUAUUAAGAAGUAAGAAAGGAAGGAAAAUAGUUGAAGGCGUUUCUUGAAACAUUUUCAGAAAGAGAGAAAUAUGAGUAUUAGAAAGCAAAUGCAGAAUCACGUUAAAAAGAACUGGAGUUGUAAUUAUAAGAGGUUUUAGCUGGCAAGACUACUAUCAGAACCUUAUUUAGUAAAGGGAAAAAGGAUGAAAACAUUGCUAAGCUAUAAUUUCAAAUUACUGAGGUAGGAAAGGAAAUAGAAAGUUAUCAAUUCAUCUGUGACAUCCUUACUGUACUAGUUGGGUAUGUAGAGAUUGAUAAGUUUAAAGUUGAAAAGUAGUAUCAAUAUUAUAGCAUGAUAAAGAGCAUUAUUUCUUAUUAAAGCAGGCUUUCAGAAAUUGAGGAAAAGUUAUGGAGCAAAGUAUUGGAAAGUGAAUAUCUGUAAUAAUAAUAAUAAUGA